UUUUUUACUUCUACAGUACUCUUAAUACCCGAGGCACCUAGUACACGGAACUCUUCCUCACGGAACGUUUUAAUCCUCGUUUGUUUUUCCGAUUGUGUAAAGUGUGCUGUGGGGAAAUGGAAGCAGACCUGUUUACUCUCCCAUGGGUGCCAGUGAAUAUCGGUGGAUCUGAUCUUCUGGCCAAAGCCUGGUUCGGUGACACAAAGUACCGGCUUCUGCUGAGUGACCUGAACACUGUGUGGGAAGAAGACAUGAGUGCAGAUGACAUCCAGAGUCGAGCACAGGAUCUGAAUAAGCGUCUGAGGGCUCCUACACAGGCUUUUUUCUCUCAUCUUUGUUCUGUGGCACAGCCUUGUUUCUCCAGUCGAAAUGAUGAUCAGAUCUCUGCAGCACACAUUGUUCUUGAACAGUGUGGUGACAAUCUGACAGUCAAACUCAAGAGUGAGCUGGCUGGGUUGCCGUUCUACUGGGAGUUUCGCUGCACCGCAGCACCUGUUGGCAUGGUGUGCAGGCAGCUGGUGCGCCCCCUGCUGGCAGUGACUAGAGUCCUGCAGCUGCAAGUGGAGGAUCUAGCAGCUCUUUUGGCUCGGAAGGAUGCAGAGAUACAGGACUAUCAGGAGAACGGAGCUGUCCUAACAAGAGCCAGACUACAGACGGAGCCGUUUGAGGUGCACAAGUACAAGGAGAACUUCUUCACAAAGAUUGUUCCACAGAUGGGUGUGACGCUGGACAGUUUGGGCUUUGACUCAGAGUUGCAGGCACUGUACGUGGCCGUGAGCUCGGGGAAAACGGGUCCGAAACGUAAACGCUCUCCUGACAGCAGCCUCGUCUCUGAACAUCACAAACACGUCACGGAUGUCCUCACAGAUGUGGGUUCUUCACUGGCUUCUCAAGAACAGAAUGAUGUCAAAGGAUCAUCAGGAAGACCUCAGGUGGCAGACAGCAAACAGACUGUCCUGUUACCAUCAACUACUGCUGCAGGUUCUGAGGAGCGUUCCACCUCACGGCCAAAGAAAAAGAAAGUAGUGGGGCUUUUUCGGUGACAAUUCAUGCCUCUGAUUCAGAAUAGUGCACAUAUGAACCCUUUAAUUUUCUGAACGCUUAAAAAAUAUUUGUAUUUUUCUUAGGUUGGAUUUUAAGUGAUUAUGGACAUUUUAUUAUUGGUUUUUAGUCUGUAUGCCCAUCUUAAAGUUUCUGUGUUUUAAAGUAAUGAAUAAAAUAUUGCAUUCCUUCUAAUACAA
Carassius carassius (crucian carp) is the source of this 1241-nucleotide messenger RNA. Its product is annotated as non-homologous end-joining factor 1-like. Bases 117 to 1043 code for a protein of 308 amino acids. Gene Ontology annotation, biological process: double-strand break repair via nonhomologous end joining. The transcript is spliced from 8 exons. Gene Ontology annotation, molecular function: DNA end binding. Gene Ontology annotation, cellular component: DNA ligase IV complex; nucleus. The record is from RefSeq and is a predicted model, not a curated record. NCBI's taxonomy places the organism in Eukaryota, Metazoa, Chordata, Actinopteri, Cypriniformes, Cyprinidae.